Molecule: messenger RNA, 4800 nt
Organism: Nyctereutes procyonoides (raccoon dog)
Lineage: Eukaryota; Metazoa; Chordata; Mammalia; Carnivora; Canidae
Product: thyroid receptor-interacting protein 11-like
Exons: 7
Coding region: 1-4800 (1599 amino acids)
Biological process (GO): endoplasmic reticulum to Golgi vesicle-mediated transport; Golgi organization
Cellular component (GO): Golgi apparatus
Molecular function (GO): small GTPase binding
Source: RefSeq, a predicted model, not a curated record
AUGCGCGGCGGGGACCGUGACCAGGGCCGGGGGCCGCAGACGGCCUUCAGAAGGCCCGAGGCCUUGCCUCGGCCUGGCCUGCCUGGGCAAGCGGAUGGCAGUACGACUUCCCUCGCUGGCCACAUCUUCAAUGUCACCAGAGAUGUGCUGAUGAAGGGAAGGGAAAAGGUGGAUGAGGUACCUGACUCUGGGAGAAAGGAGGAUGAGGGAACAAAUAGCCUAGAGCCACACAAAAUCUGCAAACUGCAGAAUACCAUCAAGGAACUGGAGCAGAAGCGAAGCAAGGAAAUUGAGGAUCACCAACUUGAAAUGGCAGCACUGCAGAAUGUCCACCAGCAGAAGCUCGCAGACGUAAUUCGCAGGUGCCGCGAAAAAUUAAACGGCCAUGAGAAAAAGGUUGAAGAACUGCAAAAAAGUGAAAGAGAUGUUUUGAGGAGAGGACAGGACCAGACACACGAAGAAAAGAAAGACAAGAUCGAGGAGUGUGAACUGCAGCCUUCUGUUUCGAAGAGAAGUGAUGCAGGAGUCACGCAGGAGAGCGCUCUUUCAAAAAGUACACCAGUGGAAGAAGUGUUCGGACUGCAGGAAGCACUGUCCGAUGCUGAAAAGGAAACAAUGAGACUGUGUAGCGCAAACCAGGACAAUGAUCUCGCGGAAGACAAUCUGAAACUUCCAGAGCGAGUCCACAUUGUGGGGCAAGAGAAUUCAUCGUUAAGCCAAGGAAAGGAAGAACUUCAACCGCCGCUUUCUAAAGUGAACAAGGAGCAAGAAGCCACUGAACGCACAGCUCCAGGAGACAGCACCUCGCAUUCAGAAGUAAACCCGUCAAGAUGUGACCCGGAGGCCAACGAACAAAACUUCAAUCAGAGGACAACUGAGGAGGAAUCCCUGGUAGCAGCGUCAGGGGAACCGUAUAGACAGAAUGGGACCACACUGCCCAGGGCUUCGAUGGAAGGCCAGCUACCGCAACAAGAAAAUGAAGGCAGUGGCAUCACCAUUAAACUAAGACAAGAGGUCAAUGAGGAAGAAAAGAGAGCUUGUCAACUUGAGGAUGAGACGAACGCGACUACAGAGUUAGAUGUGCAGAAACAAAGGUCAAUUCACAGUGGAUUGGCUGCUAAUGAUUUGCAUCGGCCAGAUCAGUCAGAAAUAUGUCACUUCAACAUCCAGGGGAGCUUUGAACCUCAGGAACAUAGCAAACAAAACGAGAAGGCCCUCUGUAGUGCCACAGAGGAGCUAAUGGAGUCUCUCAAGCAAGAGUCUCCCAGUCAUUCGGAAGAUGACUUAGAUAAAGAAAGGGAAACUGAGCUUAGAAGGCUGGAACAAAAGGUUUCCGAAAUGGAGCGGCUGAAUGACAAUUUAAACAAACACAGCACGGAUCUCAGAGAGGAGAACCAGAAGUUGGUUUUGGCGCUCAAAGAUACAAGACAUCAGCAAUCUAUUCUCCGUAGCAAUGAGGAUUCUCUGGGAAAAAACACCGCUCUGAGGGCUUUAAAAAUAGAUAAAGGACACUUAAUAGCCACAUUGUGUCAGGCUGAAAAGAAGCUUUUGGAAGCAACAAACAAGUACGAUCAGACCAUCAAAGAGUUGUCAAGCACACAUAACCCGGAUCAUUCGGCCUCACCUCUGGAGCAUGCCCACUUCAUUCAAGUGAGUCAAGAGAAGGACGUCGAAAUAUUACACCUCAACAAGAGUCUCGAGCAAAUGGAUGCCGACCAUCAAGAAACCCAGGAAAUUCUGGCCUAUGUUUUGGAGGUACAGAAGCAAUUGACACAAGUAGUGAAGGAGAAAGAUAUUUGUAUUGACAGUCUUAAGGGAAGUCCAGAGCUUCCAGAGGACCUGGAAAAGUAUACCCAAGCCUUAAAAAGAAAUGAAAUUUUACAGCAAACCGUGGAGGAAAAAGACACAUCCCUCACAUGCAUGAUCAAAGAAAAUACUCACCUGAAAGAAGAACUAGAGCGACUAAAACGUCAGAGUCAGGCUUUACCUAAACUCCUAGAUGAUAUCGUGGAACUAGAGUGUGAGGUGUUGCAGCUGAAUGAAUUAAGAGUUGACCUCGAAGACGAAAUAAAACAACAACAGAAGAUCAUUAACGAUCAACAGCAGGGUAAGAUACGGCUGCUUCAUUCCUUAGAAGAGCAGACACGGGAAGUGGACGAUCUUAAAGGCCAGCAGGAGCAGAUGACCAGUGAGCAUGCCCGGCUCCUUUCCACCAAAGACGAGGAGAUUCAGAAUUUGCAAGACACAGUAGAACGCAUUAAAGCCCAGUUGGCCGACCCAGGCCAGCACGCUGCAACACAACCUUCUGACGUUGUCCAAGUCACAACAAGGCAGCAUCUUAGUAUAGAAAACCAAAGUGAAAAGCACGAUUUCUUCAAAGCCGAAACGGAAAGAUUAGCACAAGGAGUAAAAGACCAAGAACUGGAAGUGAAGCUUCUAGCUGAAAAGAACAUCCGGCUGACUGAACAGAUUGAUCCGCCGUCCCAAGAUGAGAUCGGGAAACUAACUCAGAUUAUCGAGCAAAAAGAUGCAGAGAUUCAGGGUCUUCGGAGCAGAAUAUCUGCGGCUUCUCACGGCCAGCACGUAGAACAGCUUCAGCAGCAGUUGCAAGAGUCUGCUUUGCAAAGCCAACGAGUACUGGCUGUCUUAGAGGACAAAACGAGAGAGAAUAGCAAUCUGAAGAGAGAGUAUCACAAAGUGAUAGAUAUAAUUGCGUCUAGAGAAACAGACCUCAGGAAAAUGCAAGAGGAAAAUAAAAAGCUGGCCACUCGAACUGAAAAUCGCGAUCAGGAUGUGUUUAGAGAAACGAUUCAGCAUUUAUCCCACAUUAUUCGAGAGAGAGACCUCGAAGUCGACGCCUUAAAACAGAAGUGUCAGACUUUAUUGACAAUUCUGCAAACAUCCAGCACUGCUAAUGAGGUUCGAGGUGUUCCCAUGGAUCGGUUCAAGGAGCUUCUCGAGGAACGAGACACAUUCAGGCAGCGAGUGAAGAUAAUGGAAGAGUGGAGGCAGCAGGUGACGGCCACAGUACAAAAUAUGAAGCGUGAGUCACCCCGGCUUCAGGAGCUUCUUCGACAACAGCAGGUGCGGGCUUUAACCAACAUCAACGGGGACUCUGAGCUAGAGACGACCUAUACGGACGUGAUCAGAGAUUACAGAGGGAAUGAGAACAAGCUAAGGAAUCUGGAGAAGGAACUGGCACAAAUUCAGCUCAGCAUCGGGGAGCUUUGCAACGCCCAGGAUCACCUCCUGGGGAAGCCUGACGUGAGUUGCCUCCAGCCCUCCACCGAGUCCUCAGAGUCGGAGGAACCUCUGAAGGCCUUUAAAUCGGACUCAGCGACGGAGUCUCCUCCGUGGCUCCAAGAGGAGGUGGAAGAGCUGAGAAAGUCAGUGCAAGACCGAGAGACCACGAUUCGAACCCUGCAGGAAGAUAACCAGAGAUUGAUGGAUUGCGCUGCUGCCACGUCAGAACUCGAACGCAAAGCACACGAACGCGCUGAUUCCGAAAUCCAGCAGCUAAGGGAGAAGGAGGAGGUUCUACAGAACUUAAUCCAGGCUAAAGAGCUCCUGAUCCAGGCGAAAAGCGAGGAGUUGCAUUCCUUAAUGGAGGACUUCACUGGCCAAGUGAGUGAAAAUGAGCUUUUGAGGCAGGCGGUGAGAAACCUGAAGGAGAGGAUAGCCGAUCUUGAGAUGGACGUGUGUCAACUGAAAGAGGAAAAGGAAAAAACAGCGGAGUCAUCUAGGGAAAAGGAAGCAGAAAGGCAGGCAUUGCAAGAGACCAAUAUGAGGCUUUCGAGGAUGUGGCAAGAGGAGGAAUCCCGCCACGCUGCGAUCAAAGAGAAGGCACUUGCUUUGGAGCAACUACUGAAAGAGCGAGAAGAGGGCGAGGCCGGGGAACCGAAUCAGCUUAUAGAUGCAGUUACGUCGGCACAGGAAAAGGCGGUCGUGUUUCAGCAGGAGAGGGACGGAGUCCUGUUGGCGCUGAAACGCAAACAGAUGGAAAACGGUGCCCUCCAGGAUGAGCUUCAGCAGCUGCGUGACAAGGAAUUACACCUAAACCAGGAGCUGGAGAGAACGCGUCGCCGCGCUGUAGAAUCGGAGGACACUCGUCAGCGUGAGUCUCUGCUGGCAGAAGACAAAGUGGCUAAGCUACGGAAAGAAGUCGCGGCGUUGGAGGAAAAGCUGGUGGUGUCCUGCAAUGCCACGGCAAGUGCAACCCACCAGGCCAGAAUGCAGGUGGAGUCCCUGCGGGAGCAGCUGCACGUUAUCACCCGACAGAAAGAGGAAACCGCGGCGCAGCUUUCUGCCUCGCAGGAACAAGGAAAGCAGUAUGCUCAAACACUAGCCAGUCUCAAGUCGGAGGUGGCCGAGUGGAUGGACAAGACAGAUACUCUAGAAGGAAAACUGAAGUCCUUACAGGCACGACUAACUAAAACAAACACCGUCUUGGACCUGAAGGAAGACGAACUGGAGGAACUCCGAAAACGAAACGAGGUCCAGCAGGAAGUACUGGAUGAUACGCAGAAGAAACUGAUGAACCUCAGGGAUCGCCGCGAAGCACUGCAGUUGAUGAGCGGCACCCUAGGGAUCAAGGAGGAAGACGUGCGGCAGCUUUGCAGUGAAGAGCAAGCAUCCUCGUCAGCCGGCAUGAGAUGGCAAGAUGGGUCCCAGCAGCUCCAAGAGAUGGUCUCUGAGGUACAAAGGCACCACUGCCCCACGAACGGCAAAGACGCCCCACCGAACAACCACAGGGCUCCGUGCAGAGAACAGGAGCCGAGCCUGGACGUGGCGGAGCUAUAG